CUCUGGGUUACCCACCGGCAGCCUGAUCUGCCCCGUCCACGCCUAAAAAGGUCGUGGCCGCCGGCCACACUCACCUCCGCGGCUCCAGCCGUGCGGUUGUCUCAGGUCGCUGUCCCAUUACAGCCGGUGGCUAGGGGAGUGCCGCGGACAUGUCGGUCUUAGUCGUCACCAGCGUGGGCGAUCUUGUGGUGGAUCUCCACACCGAUCAGUGCCCCCGCGCCACCUACAACUUCCUCAAGCUCUGCAAGAUGAAGUACUACAACGGGUGCCUGUUCCACAAGGUGGCCAAGGGUUUCGUGGCGCAGACCGGGGACCCGACCGGGACCGGCAAUGGCGGUGAUUCCGUGUACAAGUUCCUCCAUGGUGAUCAGGCUCGGUUUUUCGACGACGAGAUCCAUCCCGAACUGAGGCACUCAAAGAUUGGCACGGUCGCCAUGGCAAGCGCCGGGCAAAACCGCAACGCCUCGCAGUUCUACAUCACGCUGCGGGACGACGUGGAAUACCUCGAUGAUAAGCACACCGUGUUUGGGAUAGUUGCUGAAGGUGAAGGUCUUGACACACUGACGAAGAUAAACGAAUCAUAUGUUGAUGGUGAUGGGAGGCCAUUCAAGGACAUAAGGAUUAAACAUACUUAUGUGUUGUAUGACCCUGACGAUGAUCCUGCUGAGCUUGCUGAACUUAUUCCUCCAAAUUCUCCAAUUGGAAAGCCGAUCGACGAGAUUGCAGAGGAGCGCUUAGAGGAUACCUGGGUCCCUCUCGAUGAAACAGUGGAUCCUGUGCAGCUUCAGGAGAUGAUCCGCUCUAAAGAAGCGCAUACGAAUGCCGUGAUCCUUGCGAGUAUUGGAGACAUUCCAGAUGCCGAGGUCAAGCCACCAGACAAUGUCUUGUUUGUUUGUCAACUCAACCCAGUGACACAGGAUGAGGACCUGUAUACAAUCUUUUCUCGCUUCGGAACCGUGACAUCGGCUAAAACAAUCCGUGACUACAAGACUGGUGACAGCUUGUGCUAUGCUUUUGUUGAGUUUGAGGCAAAGGAAGCCUGCGAGCGUGCACACAGGGAUAUGAACAAUUGUCUGAUUGAUGACCGGAGGAUUCAAGUUGAUUUUAGUCAAAGCGUUUCAAAGUUGUGGCGUCAGUUCAGACAGGGCACACGGAAUGCAAGUAAAGAUGGGUGCUUCAAGCGUCAUGCCCCUGAUUACCGAGCCCGGGAUCUGGAUAAGGGUGCUGAGAAGAAAAACAAGGAUCGAGAUUAUGUUCUGAGAGAUGAAAACACUCAGCGAGGUGGCAGUAACCAUCGAAGUUAUGAUUUAGUCUUUGAUGAGCACGGUGCUAGUGCUGGUAAUAAGCAAGAUCAUCGAAAUGGUGAUCGAAGAAAGGCCCAGAAAUUGGGGGAUUGCCGAUCAGAGGUACCACACAAGCGUGAUCGUGAUAGGAACAACAGGGACAAACUCCAUACUAGCGAGGGAGGGGGUCGGAGGCAUGAUGACCACAUCAGUUACGAUAGAUCUAGUGAUCGAAGCUAUAGUAGACGCAACAAUCGUGACUAUGGCAAGCAGCAGAGCAAGAGCAGGCGCAGGGAUGAUUAAAUAUGAACGAAGAAGAUCAGGAGCUUUUUCUGUUGUUCUUGUGCAUGAACAAGAUCAGGAGUUGAUCGUUAGGACAGGGAUAAUGUAAGAAGAUGACCAUAGAAGAAGCAGCAGAGUCGAUACUGUGAGAGGCAGAGAAGCGAAGACUGUGGACACCGUGAGACGCAGAUGCACGGGGCUGUGUCCCCGUCAGUUUUCCUUAUCUGAUUUCUGUUGUACAUUGAGUUUGUGGUGUCGCCUGUGAUCCAAAAAAUUGACCAUGGCUGAAUAUUUUGUUUCGAAGACUCGUAUCAGCCUGUG
Triticum dicoccoides is the source of this 1886-nucleotide messenger RNA. RefSeq names its product peptidyl-prolyl cis-trans isomerase CYP59-like. The record is from RefSeq and is a predicted model, not a curated record. The transcript has a single exon. NCBI's taxonomy places the organism in Eukaryota, Viridiplantae, Streptophyta, Magnoliopsida, Poales, Poaceae. Gene Ontology annotation, biological process: protein peptidyl-prolyl isomerization. Gene Ontology annotation, molecular function: RNA binding; peptidyl-prolyl cis-trans isomerase activity. Gene Ontology annotation, cellular component: nucleus. The coding region runs from base 150 to 1586 and encodes 478 amino acids.